Molecule: messenger RNA, 1993 nt
Organism: Neurospora crassa OR74A
Lineage: Eukaryota; Fungi; Ascomycota; Sordariomycetes; Sordariales; Sordariaceae
Exons: 1
Coding region: 303-1670 (455 amino acids)
Biological process (GO): inner mitochondrial membrane organization
Cellular component (GO): mitochondrial inner membrane
Source: RefSeq, a predicted model, not a curated record
CGGCCACAAAGUCAAUGGAAUUUCUCGGACAAGGAAAUCGCGACAUUGGACGAAUCAAUCCAAGGUGGUCCGUGUCCCUCAACUGAAGCUAAGGAGCUGAAAUAUUCCAAUUGGCGUCAUUACAUGGAUUUGGAUUGUUUCUUGUACCGGUCCUGUUUCAAUCUUUCGUGCUCAGCUCAACCUCCAACCUCCAACCUCCAAGCUCCAAACCUCCACCAUCCUCCCCGACCUCAAACCUCGAACCUGGGCCCCAUCUCACACCACCAGACAACCGGGCCCUAUCAUCGAAAGGCGACCACAAUAUGCGCGGCCAGUCUCCCCUGGUCAGGGCGGCGCGGACUGCGCGACUGACUAGAACCUCGACGACGACGACAACGACGACGACACCUCUACUACUAAACACCAGAACCAACAACUUCGUCUGCUGGCAAUGUCGCUCCAUCCAGAUCAGCGCCAAGCCCGCCACCGACUCCCGUCCCGCCCCCGACGUCUUCGACGCCCUCCCCGGCGGCCCGCGUGACACUGCCGACGCCCGCUUCGAAGUCAUUGGCGCUCCCGCCUCUCUCCUCUCCGUCACCUUGUCCGCCUCGCAACGCCUCUACACCCGUCGCGGCACCCUCGUCUCCGUCGCCGGCAAGGUCGAAAACGCCCAAUCGACCCUCUCCGUCCUCUCCCCUCUGCCGCGCGCCUUCCUCGGUGUUCCCUUCCUCUACCAGCGCAUCUCCUCAACCACCCCCAUCACGGCCCUAAUAGGCACCAAGUCGCCCAACACCAGCUUCUCGGUCCUCCACCUCGACGGAACCACCGAUUACAUGGUCGCCCAGCGCAACGCCCUUUUGGCUUGGACCGGCCACACCAUCCGCGUCUCGCCGCGCAUCCAACACGGUCUGGCCCCCGCCAACUGGGGCGCCACCCACGUUACCGGCCGCGGCCUCGUCGCUUUGGCUGCCCCGGGCCAGAUCUACGAGUUGACCAUAGCCGAAGGCGAGGAACUCACCCUCCACCCUUCCCACGUGGUCGCCUACUCCGUCACCCGCAACCCGCCUCUGCCCUUCCGCUUCAAGAGCACCCGACUCAACCUACAAGUCCCCGCUGUCCCGCACUACAUCAGCAACGCCGCUUCUAGGCUCGUUCCCGCCAAGGUCUCCGAGUUCUUUGCCCAGAUGAGGGAUACCCAGUUCUAUACCGUCCUCGCAAGGAUACUAUACGGCCUCAAGACGGCGACGAGGAGGACGAUCUGGGGCGAUAGACUGUUUUUGCAGUUCCGCGGCCCGACGAAUAUCCUCAUGUCUAGCAGGGGCGUGCGCGUCUCGGACGUAUUAAGCAGAGAGGACAUUAACGAGAUCGCCGAUACGGAAGCCGGGGUUGUUGGUAAGGCUUUGGGAACUUCUAGGAUUGAGAAGGAGAAGGAGAAGGCCAAGGCCAAGGCGAAGGUUUUGGAACAGAAGAAGAAGGAGACUCCUCCCCUAGUGGCUGAGACUGCGGUGGCUGGUGAGAAGGCUGACUUUGCUGAGGAGGUCAAGAUUCCUGCUGAGAAGGUUAUUGAGGAGGUGAAGAAGGAGGGUGAAGCCGCUGACACUAAGCCUGUCAAGUUGAGGGAUGCGAGCGUGGGGAAGGAUGCAAAGGCCACGCUUGAGGAGUCCAAGGACUUGAACCAGUUUGUGCGGUAAAAGCUUGGGUCGUUGUUGUAGUAAGUUGAAUGCCGGGGGAUGUAAUUUUCUUUUCUUCGUUUUCUUCUUCCGUUUUCUUUGUGUUGUAACGAUAGAACAAAUGUGCAUGGGUAUUCAUGAAGAAGAAAGGCAUGGGCAUGGGGCAAUCCAUGGCAUGGGAACGCUAAAAGGUGUGGACGUGAGAGGGAGGGAGGGAGUGGAAUGAAAAAAAAAGAACUUGAUUUGAAGCGCGGUGUCCAAUAUGCUUUUAUGCUUGAAUAUGCCUAUAAAUGUCACGCCGUCAUAUGUUAUGUCCUUGACUACCUCACAACACUUAUUUCCAC